AGGAGAAGACAAGUAGCAGCGGCGACGAACAGCCAUGGCUUUGAGAACGACGACCAGGAAUUUAGGAAGGAAGCUCUCAUUCAUGCUCUCUCGAACUUCUUUUUUGCACUCUCAUGCCACCAGCUUCGGAUUUAAAGAAGUUUCUGAAGAAGAAAAAGGUAGAAUGGUCGGUAAUGUAUUCAGUAGUGUUGCUUCAAGCUACGAUGUUAUGAAUGAUUUGAUGAGUGCUGGACUACAUAGAUUAUGGAAAGACAGGUUGGUCUCUAAACUGAACCCAUUUCCUGGAAUGAAGCAUCUUGAUGUGGCCGGUGGGACAGGAGAUGUUGCUUUUAGGAUUAUUGAAACCAUCAAUAGCAUUAGUCGUAGAGCAACACAAGAUAACUCUGAAAAUGACUUACAACUACAGGAUGAAACUAAGAUAUAUGUAUGUGACAUCAACCCAAACAUGCUAAAUGUUGGCAAAAACCGUGCCAUACAGAGAGGGCUGGUUGAAGACUGCUCCCUUAAAUGGGUUGAAGGGGAUGCAGAAGCCUUGACUUUUCAAGACGGCUCAAUGGAUGGUUACACAAUUGCAUUUGGUAUUAGGAAUGUUACACACAUGGAGAAAGUUCUUGCCGAAGCCUAUAGGGUACUAAAACGAGGAGGAAGAUUCCUUUGUCUUGAGCUGAGCCAUGUGGAAACUCCUGUUUUCAAACAGUUUUAUGAUUACUACUCAUUCUCAAUCAUUCCGGCUGUGGGAGAGUUCGUUGCGGGUGAUCGGGAAUCUUACCAAUACUUAGUUGAGAGCAUUCGUCGGUUUCCCUCCCAGGAGAAGUUUGCUUCAAUGAUUGUAGAUGCCGGGUUUCAGAAGGUCGAAUAUGAAAAUCUUGUGGGUGGAGUUGUUGCCAUUCAUUCUGGGAUGAAAUUUUAGUGGAUAAUCAAAUUCAAUCGUGAACAAGUUUGGGAAGGGUCUGUCUGCUCUCCAAUUCGAUCAGGCCUUCUUAAACUUAGAACUUUGCUUGCUGGAUGGCGGUGGAGUUUUCUGUCGGUGAAAGAUUGUUCUCAUGUGUCUCCUGGCUAAAUCCUUUGUUUUUUUCUCUGGUCAAUAAAAAACAGCAGCAAUGGGUUUGGUUAUGUUGAACUCCUACCCAUUGAAUAGCUAACCCAUGCAAAAUCCAAUUUGCUUAAUCUG
Molecule: messenger RNA, 1171 nt
Organism: Telopea speciosissima
Lineage: Eukaryota; Viridiplantae; Streptophyta; Magnoliopsida; Proteales; Proteaceae
Product: 2-methoxy-6-polyprenyl-1,4-benzoquinol methylase, mitochondrial
Exons: 8
Coding region: 35-910 (291 amino acids)
Biological process (GO): ubiquinone biosynthetic process
Cellular component (GO): mitochondrion
Molecular function (GO): methyltransferase activity
Source: RefSeq, a predicted model, not a curated record